AUGCAAAGACUGGAGUGGCGGAAAAACCGUUGUGCACUUUAUAGAAGGAUUAAGAGUUCAGACGGGAUAAAGUAGAAAAAAGGCCUAGAGAAGGUCGGGAGCUGGACCGAGUGGCCGCAACGCAGGACACUGGCGGCGCGGCGCCAUCCCCAAACAACAUCCAGUGCGAACGCUGGUCAGCCACAUGUCCACUGGAUGGAGGGUCAAGACAGAGCGAGGUCACUGGCGCGCGGCCGCCGCCACGGAGCCAGUGUCCCUCGCCGCCGGCCGAUCCUCAGUACCGAGCAAUAACAACGCGGCGUCUCGAAAUGGGGAUUUUCCUCUAG
Caenorhabditis auriculariae is the source of this 326-nucleotide messenger RNA. The record is from the annotation of a GenBank genome assembly. NCBI's taxonomy places the organism in Eukaryota, Metazoa, Nematoda, Chromadorea, Rhabditida, Rhabditidae.